UCCCGGGCUCCUCCUCCGCCGCGCCUCCCUUAAUCCCCGGCGCCGCCGCCGGAGCGGCUCACGGUCCUCCCAUCGAUCCUCCGGUCCGUCCUCCAGCCGCCCCCCACCGCCGCUGGCCAGAUCUUCAGGUGGCCUUUUAAAAUAUGCAUCAGAGACAGGGAAUGCCAAGCAGGAGCUGAAAAUGUUUGAAAAACUUCCGAGUUCUCUCUCUACUUUUCCAGCCCUUCCAGCCCCCUCGCCUGACUCGGAUGAUGUGAUGAUGUUCAGGGGGAUUCCUUAAUUCCAGUCCCUCUGCAGCCAGGCACAUCUACAAAAGAUUGCAUCCAUAAUUCAGGAUGGCCAGCCAGCCGCCGGAAGAGGCUGUGGAGUCUCAGGUCUCGGAUGAGCUGGAAUGCAAGAUCUGUUACAAUCGGUACAACCUGAAACAGAGGAAGCCCAAGGUUCUGGAGUGUUGUCACAGGGUGUGUGCCAAAUGCCUCUACAAGAUCAUAGACUUUGGGGACUCUCCCCAAGGUGUCAUAGUCUGUCCUUUCUGCAGGUUCGAGACAUGCCUGCCAGAUGAUGAAGUUAGUAGCCUGCCCGAUGACAAUAACAUCCUUGUAAACUUGACUUGUGGAAGCAAAGGCAAGAAAUGCCUGCCCGAGAAUCCCACGGAGCUGCUGCUCACACCGAAGAGGCUGGCUUCUCUGGUCAGUCCUUCCCACACAUCCUCCAACUGCCUGGUUAUCACCAUCAUGGAGGUGCAGAGGGAGAGUUCCCCAUCUCUCAGUUCUACUCCCGUGGUAGAAUUCUACAGGCCGGCCAGUUUUGACUCCGUCACCACAGUGUCCCACAAUUGGACGGUGUGGAACUGCACCUCACUGCUCUUUCAGACUUCCAUCCGGGUGUUAGUGUGGCUGCUAGGCUUGCUGUACUUCAGUUCCUUGCCCUUAGGGAUCUAUUUACUGGUGUCUAAGAAGGUCACCCUUGGGGUGGUCUUUGUUAGCCUCGUCCCCUCCAGCCUUGUCAUCCUUAUGGUGUAUGGUUUUUGCCAAUGUGUUUGUCAUGAAUUUCUGGACUGUAUGGCACUUCCUUCUUAAUCAAUAUGCAAAACAGGAAAUUUGGCACAUAUGGCUACGUUCAAAUGACGUACGUACGAUUUGCUUUUUGUAUUCUCCAUGAUUAGUGUCUACAGCCUCAACAGAGCCCUUGGCCAUACGUCUGUGGUCCAUUUUCUGUCCAGAUGUUGGCUUGAUGGGUUUUCCUGGAUCUGAAAAUUAAAAAAGAAAAGUUCAUUUCUACAUAAGGGUUAGCCAAGAAGCAAGGCUGUGUGUGCAUAGCUUUUAUGGAGCUCUGCCAGUUGUGAGAUGUCCGAGAGCAAAGGUGUGGGCUCAGUGAGUGCUUUCAGACAGGUACCAGGCAAGGUGUGUUAUAUUGUGGCAGGGUCUCUGUGAAAAGGUCCGGAUGACUGGAGUCCUCCUUUAAUUUAGGGGUAUCCCAUGAUGGUGGGUAGAUGUCAGAAGCAGGUUGCUCCAAAACCCAUGGGUGUGUCCCCCAUUCUCUCAGUGCUGGAGCCUCUAAUCAUCUUCAGGUGCUUUCUCUCUUAAGGUAAUGCUUCCCUGAGGUCUGCUGCCUGCCCUCAGAUCCAUUUCUCUACUCUGCAGUACCCCCUGCCCCAGGGUCCUGCAAUCUCAUCCCCUUGGGUACUUCCUGCAGAAUUCCUGUUUGGGCAUGUUGCUAGAGAAGAUGGAUAGCUCUGAGAAGUCUGCAUGGAAUUAGACCUCAUGGCCAUUUGUGGUCAACACAGGCCUUUCCUUCCAUGUGUGUUUUUCUCCCAGGCUUCCUGGAGAAGGUAUGAGCAGUUUUUGCAUGUGGAGACAUUCACUGGAGUAAUUCCUUAUAGCAUUUUAAUUUCGUUUGAUUUCUAACCACAUUCUUCAAUCAGCCCCAUCCCUUUUCCUGAAAGAAGUUCCAUUUAAAUUAGUUGUUAUCGGUUUAUGAAGGUUUCAUUUUGUUCCCCUUGUUUCAGAAAUUUGCUUAGGGCUGACUUCAUUGACUCCUGCAACACUCUGGGGGAACCUGUGAUGGUGAAAACCCAGUGAGAGGCUGCCAGCGGCUCUAGUCCUAGGCACGGAGAACCUAAGUGUUCUGUUGAAUGGUACCAGGUUGCCGUGGUUCAGGUUUAUGCCCUAUGGAAGUGCAGGCAGAGGAAAGGGUGAAGCCAUGCCAAGCUGAUGCCCUGCUUGGAGAGACAGGUCAAGGGGAUGAAGUGGAGGUGGCCGAGUGCAAGCACACUUCCGGCCACCUGCUGCUCAGUGAGUCUGGGGAUAGACUCAAGUCCUUCAAUUAUUUUCAGUAAAAGCGUAGGCUGUGUGGCUUGAGUAUCAACCCCUUUUGAUGAAACAGAGUGGGGGGGCAUUGAAUGUAUAUAUUUAUGGGAAUAAGUUGUCUAGCAGGUUUUAGAUGGGGAAAUAGAAUGCUCAAGAAACUAGGCAAAAAGAGGAAAGAAAGCUUCUUAGUCUCUGAGACUCAUUACUGAUGACUUAACAAUAAAAUAUCCAUAAUGCUUAGAGAAGGGCUUUACCAAGACUUUGUUAACUUGUUUGUGGUGAAAUAUUUGUUGUGUGAAGUAGUUACGGGGGCCAGUUCCAAACUCAAUAUUAAGGAAAAAUGGAUACUUAUCUAGAAUAGGAGUUUUAUUUAGUUGCAUAACUACUGAGUUUAAGAACAUGUAUGCCCAAGGUACAUAUAAUGAGAAAGUAUGUGUGGGAUGUGGUCCAAUGAAAUUUAAACCCCAACUUAGAGCUAAAUACAUUUAUGAUUCCAGAAACCCUAGUUUUAGGUAGUACUGUGGAUGCGGUUUCCAGAAUUCCAUUUGUACUUUGAGUAAAUACAAUAUUUAAGAGGUUUUGUGGUUUGGAUUGAUAUAUAUAUAUAAGGUUUCUUUUUGAAAGAUGCUCAUUUUGUGUGAGCUGUGGCAUUGAGUGAGUUGGUGAGUUACCGCAGGAAGAGGUUUCCAGAAGGCUCUGGACCAACUCUGUGUUUUGCUACUUUGUGUGAUGUCUGCAGUGCUGAAGUUGUGUCUGUAUGUGCUGUGGCAAUAUUUUUCUUAAUGCCAACGUGUUGAUUUGGUUUUAAAGAGUUUUCAAUGUAUGACAAUAAUAACACAAAACAACACAAGUCUCCAUGCUGCUGAAUGGAAAGGGCAAUCCUAUACUGUUGUAUUCUCUAUGAUAAUGUUUUCUUGUCCAUUAAAUUUUAUUAUUUCUAAACGA
Peromyscus leucopus (white-footed mouse) is the source of this 3254-nucleotide messenger RNA. RefSeq names its product ring finger protein 182 (gene Rnf182). Lineage: Eukaryota; Metazoa; Chordata; Mammalia; Rodentia; Cricetidae. The transcript is spliced from 2 exons. The record is from RefSeq and is a predicted model, not a curated record. Bases 336 to 1079 code for a protein of 247 amino acids.